UAUGCAUUUUUUUAUUCUGCUGAAUGUUGGUAACCAGACAGUCAGUGGUAACCACUGACUUCCUUUCUUUUUUUGGAUGAACUAUAUCCAUUUAAGCUGGUUUCAAUUAAGUACAAAUUAAUAUUUUUACAUACAGCAUUAGAUACAUUCCUGAAGAAUGAACAAUCAUAUUUAAUAUUUUUACUAAACAAUACUUUUCUUUAUUCUUCAUAAACCAAAGUGACUGGACAUGUUGAGUCAAAUGAUCCAUAUAUAUUUGAUUCAUAAUCAACUUUUUAUUGUACUUUUAAAGCAAGAAAGAGGUUUACAGACCUGCAGAAUUCAGCUUUAACCCUGAUUAAACACAGCUGAACCAGCUAAUCAACCUGAAAAUGCUACUCAUAUUUCCAAACCUAAUAUUGUACCCUGUUUUCCUUUUAAGUGGUCACCUAGGUUUCAUCUAUUUAGGUAUUUCUAUAUCUUUAUCUUUGAAGCAGAUAUAUGAAUCUAAUUUUGUUCCUUUAUUUGAUUAAAUGCAGCAGGAUUUAGAACGUUGGAAUUCCUUUCCAGUAUCCUGGGGUGCGUUUCCCGAAAGCAUCGUUGGUGAACUAUGGUCGUAAGUCCCAUUGAACUCUAUUGGUAACGACGGAACUUACGACCAUAGUUCGCUUUGGGAAACGCACCCCUGGUUAGGUCGGAUAGCACUUGUUAAGAUGAUUGUGUUACUCAAAUUAUUAUAUCCUAUUUGAAUGGUUCCUAUACUAUUCUCAAAUAGGGUAAAGGGCCUGAAUAGCUGGUUGACUUCCUUUAUAUGGAGUAAACGCAAGCCGGUUAAAAAUGUCAGUACUCUAUCUGCCAAGUUUGGGGGGGUUGGAUUUUCCGAAUAUUAAGAUGUAUCAGCUAAGUUCUCACCUGAAAUACAUUGCAGAGUGGAUUAAUAAUGAUUCUUCCUCAACUUGGUUAGAUAUUGAAUCAUCAUUUUUCACAAUUUCAUUUAAGAGCUCUUCUUUUUGUUAAGAGCUUUCAUAAAAUAAAAGAUAAUUAAUAAUACUCUGAAAGCAUGGAGAUCAGUCUGUAGACUUGAAGGUAGGUAUAAAUUGACUUCUUUUUUUUUACCCCAAUAUUAAACAAUCCUGAUUUCACUCCAGGAAUUUUGGAUGAUGGUUUUAAAUGCUGGUGUAGUUUAGGACUUACUAGUCUUGGGGAUAUGUUUUCGGACAGUAAGUUAAUGUCAUUUGAGGAGUUAACUCAGAAGUAUCAGUUGUUCAAACACAUUUUAUUUAAUUUCCUCCAAUUAAGACAUUAUAUUACUAAUAGCACAACACUUGUUAGGAAUUGUGAAAUGUCUUCUACUGAGAGACUUAUUAUUUUUAUCAUCUGGAAAAAUGUCUCUGGUUAGGUUUUAUGGUUCUAUGUGUUCAGUUUUUCCUGUUGAUGCACAUAGAAUCAAAUAUAAAUGGGAAGAAGAGUUAGAUCCAACAGCACAAAAACAGGAAGUCGAAAUCUCUGCAAUUUAUUUUUAUAUUUUUGUGUUUAGUUUUUGAAUAGAAAGGACUGACAUAAAACAGGAACUUGAGGGGUUUAAAACUGUGUUUUACAUAUUACAUAUGUCACUUUUCACUGGAUACAUUUGUGCAAAAUCAUAAUAAUGAAGAUUUUCUGGUUUUACAGGUCUUGCAGCUCAGCUACGAACAGAACAACAGCAGACAAUGGUAUAAAACAUUGGUUCAGAAAUGUAUUUAAUCUAAAAACAUUGACACACCAGCUUAUUUGAUGUUUUUUUUAUGAUUAUAAUAUUUCAUUAUGAAUGUGUCUGAUAAUCUCACACAGGCUGACAAUCUGCGUCAGAGGAGGAAUAAUGCAGUAGUGCCACUGCAGAACAUUGGCAACAUAAACAUUGUCCUUCUGGGGAAAACUGGAGUUGGGAAAAGUUCCUCAGGAAACACCAUCCUGGGAGAGAACAAAUUCACAUGUGGACGAAGUCUGUCUCCUAUAACAAAUAUAUCUAGUGUUGAGAAAUCAGAGAUUAAUGGCAGAUCUGUGUCUGUCGUCGACACUCCUGGGUUUUUUUGUACUAAUCUUUCAAAAGAUCAGCUCUCAGAGGAGUUUGCGAGAAGUGUGUUUCUGUCUGCUCCAGGAGUUCAUGCGUUUUUAUUUGUUGUACCGUUCGGCAGGUUCACAGAGCAGGAGGAAGAGAUUCUGAAACAAGUGCAGAAGGUUUUUGGCAAAAAAGUGCUGAAGCAUGUUAUUAUUCUCUUCACAUAUGGAGAUGAAUGUGACCGAGAGAAUAUGCAGGCAGAGAUUGAGGGUAAUGAUGUUGUCAGCAGAGUCGUAGAGAAAUGUCAGAAUUAUCAUGUGAUCAACAACAGAGAUCUGACUGACAGACAGCAGGUCAAUGAUCUACUGCUGAAUAUUUACAAGAUGAUAGAGCGGAACGGGUACUACACCAAUGAGAUGUACGAAUUGGCACAAAAAAUGAUCACAUGGGAAAAAUUCUGUGAAUUUGUUCAGGAUGUUUGUGAUGCUAUAGUUGCAUUUUUCCUGAACCUGCGUAACAGAUUUGAUAAUACUUUGAUACAAAGACUGGCACGAUAUUCAAGACUUUAUGCAUAAUCAAAAAUGUAUUAAUUGCUUUAGAUUUAUUCCAUAAAACCUGUGGGAAAGCCUGCUCUGUUCAUGAGGGGAAAUUAUGUAU
Molecule: messenger RNA, 2674 nt
Organism: Megalobrama amblycephala (Wuchang bream)
Lineage: Eukaryota; Metazoa; Chordata; Actinopteri; Cypriniformes; Xenocyprididae
Product: GTPase IMAP family member 4-like
Exons: 2
Coding region: 1783-2592 (269 amino acids)
Molecular function (GO): GTP binding
Source: RefSeq, a predicted model, not a curated record